CCAAAUAACCAAAUCCGCGCCGACUCCACCUGCGGCUUAGUCCAUCCAUGGCGACCACGAGCGUCCCGUGGGCUCGCCCCUCCGCCUUUGGGUUGGUCGCCCCGUCACCCCUCCUCGUCUCCUGCCGCCCCGGUGCGCCCGUCCGGGCCUUCCGCCGGAGCGACCUGGACGGGUUCGCGAGGCGCGUCGCCUCCGGCGAGGCCCUACGGGACGCAUGGCGGAGCGCCAACAACGGGAUCGAGCAGGUCGCCUUCGAGGCCCGCCGCGCCGCCGAGCGCCUCGACCGCCGCUACGAUCUCUUCCGGCGGUUUGACUCUGCCGCCCGCGCCGCCGCCAACUGGGCCCGCAAGAUUGACCAGGAGCUGGGGAUCGGGCGGCAGUGGAGGUCGUUCUCCGUGGAUUUCUCCAGGAAUUGGCCUCGGUACAGGAGAGAGCUUAAUGGCUUUCUGCAAACACCCCUAGGCAGAGGCGUGGCCACUAUCUUCUUCCUCUGGUUUGCAUUAUCUGGGUGGCUGUUCAGAUUUUUCAUUUUAGCUACAUGGGUGUUACCAUUUGUUGCUCCUCUUCUUAUUGGAACACUUGCCAACAACUUUGCUAUUCAGGGCACAUGUCCAGCUUGUAAGAGGCAAUUCGUGGGCAGCCGCAACCAGGUGAUCCGUUGCACAGGCUGUAAGAACAUUGUAUGGCGGCCAAGAGAUGGCUUCUCGAGGGGUAGAAACGAUUCGUCCUCUAAAGCUUCAGAACCCGACAUCAUCGAUAUUGAAAUUGAGGAGAAAUGAUAGGCAAAGUUCGGGAGGGCUAACUUACGGGGCAUACGAUCCGUCUAUGGUAGAUUUCCCGUUGUAGCUUUUUUUUUUUUUCUUCCAAUGAGAUUGUAAAUAUGAUAAGUUUUGGGAUGGUUUAUUUUUCAGCAUCGAGAGCGGGUGCACGCACAUCUUGUCAUUUUAUUUUGAUAAGUUUUAGUAACUAGCUACAGGAAAGAAAAAAAAAUUUGA
Molecule: messenger RNA, 995 nt
Organism: Musa acuminata subsp. malaccensis (wild Malaysian banana)
Lineage: Eukaryota; Viridiplantae; Streptophyta; Magnoliopsida; Zingiberales; Musaceae
Cellular component (GO): chloroplast
Source: RefSeq, a predicted model, not a curated record